AUGAACAAAUAACUAUUAUUACUUGCUUUUGUAUUAUUUGCAUCAUAUGCAAAUGCUUAAUGUGCUACUAAUGCUCAAGGAAAUGUAGGUUCUUGCAUGUGCAAUCAAGGAUAUUAUGGUAUUAAUGCUGAAAAUGGAGGUACUUGUAAUUAGUGUCCUUCUGGAACUACAACUGCUUCUCCUUCUUUAUCUGCUGGAGGUAAUACAAAUGCUAGUGCUGAUUUAAGUGUAUGCAAUUAAUGUUAAGCUAACUACUAUAUGACUGCUGCAGCUGCUGCCGCUUCUAAUGGUAAUGCUGCUUCUGCUGCAUAAUGUUCUAGCUGCCCUACUGGAACUGGAAAUAAUGGAGUACAAAACUAAGGUGAUGUUUCUUAAUGCAAUAUCUGCUAAGCUAAUUAUUACUAAACUGCUGCUGCAGUUGCUGCUUCUAAUGGAGUUACUGCCGCUGCUGUUACUUGUUAAUCUUGCCCUAAUGGAAGUACUUCUGCUGCUGGUGCAGCUCAAUAAGCAAGUGACUGCUAAUAAAAUUAAACCACUAACUCAAAGAUCUUAUUUGCAUCUUUGUCUAUUUUAAUUGUAUCAAUGUUUGCUUGA
Molecule: messenger RNA, 594 nt
Organism: Tetrahymena thermophila SB210
Lineage: Eukaryota; Ciliophora; Oligohymenophorea; Hymenostomatida; Tetrahymenidae
Product: immobilization antigen
Exons: 1
Source: RefSeq, a predicted model, not a curated record